GUCACUUCCUGGUUCGCUCUUUUCAGUCAAAUAUGGCGGCGACCUUGUGUGUGAAAUUACUACCGAAACAGGGUAAUGUAGAGUAAAUAGCGCAACAAUUACAUUAGAUAUCGUUUUAUAUUAACGCUAGAUGUCGUAUUCUGUUUCUAAAGCGAGUCAUAGUUAUUCGUAUUUGUUAUAUUUUUGUUAAACAGCGGGUUAAUCUGUAGUAAAGUAGCGUUAGCACAGCAGCUUCUUUCAUACACGUUGACAGUUUGCAGGUGUUUUUCUUUUAACACAGCUUUUUUUCGUCUUUUUCAGGAUGGCUCCCUCUCACACAGAUUGUCCGGCACGGCUCCAAGUCAGUGACUCGACACAGGAGACCGAUGCACAUCCUGAAGCAGAAGCUGAUGGCUGUUACCGAGUAUAUUCCUCCUCCCCCUGCUGCUCCUCGGGGUGCUUAUCCAUCCCAGAGCAGAAAAGUCAAAGAGGUGAUACUGGAGCUCCUUAUGAUGCUCUUCUUUCAUUUAUCUGCUCUCAUUUACAAAUCUACUGAUUGCUCACUUGUCCUGAGCUUUUGCACUCUUCAUUUUCAUCCACUCUCCUGAACAACAGUUGAAACCAGAAGCUUACAUACACUACAUAAAAAGGCACAUAACCUUUUUUUUUUCUCACCAUCUAACAUGAUAUCAGAUUAAACUUUUCUUGUUUUUGUUCAAUUAGGAUUAUCAAAAUUAUUUUUAUUUGCUAAAUGCCAGAAUAAUGAGUGAGGGAAUUUUUUAGAGAAUUUUUAAAUUAUUUUCUCGAGAGUCAAAAGUUUACACAUACUAAGAUGACUAUGCCUUUAAAUGAUUUGGGAAAGUCCAGAUGAUCAUAUCAUGUCUUUGGAAGCCUCUGAUUGGUUUAUUUUGUGUCAUUGUGAGACAGUUUCUCCUUUUUUUCGUUGUCAGGGCUCUCCUUUGGUGCUCCUCAUGAAGAAGGAGAUGGGGAAGGUGUUUCAGGAGAAUAAGAUGGUCGCUGUGGCCCAAAACAACGGCUGCAAUGCAGAAGACAUGAUGAUGCUGAGGCACAGUCUUUAUAAACAUGAUAUCAGAGUUCGGUUCUUUCCAAAUGAGGUAAAGCCUAUUGUGUUUAAACAUUAAAGUCUAAAGAGUGGUGGUUAAGAAAAUGAGCAAGAAGUCCCCAACAAGUAAAACCAAAUAGAUGCUGCACCAUCCUCUGAAAUCUUGCAUUUUUACUCUUUUCAGAGUUUGUAAAGAAAAUUUUAACCUCUGGUCUGUUAUUUUUCAGGUGGCACGGUUGUUCUUGAAAGAAAGCAUCUACUGCAACAUGACUCCUCUGUUCAUGGGCCCCACAAUCCUGAUAGUCAGCAAAGAGCCAAAAGUGAAGGAGAUGCUGAAGACUCUGAGAGGCAGCCCACAGAUGACACUCGUGGGUAUGUUGUGAACCGAUUUCUAUUUGUGUCUUUCCUUCCUGGAGUUUUUUGGCCGUGACAAUCAGUUUACAAAAAAGACAGAAAUGUGACAUUUAAGGGCAGACUUUGGCGCCCCCCUGAGGACAAAGCUAUACCUAGUGUAAUGUAGGAAUCAGUGCGUUUACAUGCAUAGCUUAAUCGGACUAAGCUCUUUAUUUGUUUUUUGUGUUUUUUCGCCAAGUUGGACUUCUCUCCUUGUCUGCGUAUACAUGCAGCUGAGAAAAUUAAAUUAUUGACGUGAACGUGUCCUCCUCCCCAAAACUAGAGGGUGAUAUGAGUCUUUUCAGCUGCACUGUUUCUGAUGAUGACAACCGUCAACAACAACAGCAGGUCUGUGCCAGACGUCAGAAAUGGCUACAACUGUUGUUCGGCAUUUUCGAGCAACAAGAUGGAGCAUCGUACAGCGUUGUUUUUGUCAUACAUGAUGUACACGCUACUUUUUCUGCAGAUGAGGUGCACGCUACUCCUCUUUUUUGGUGUUUUCGUUCUGGGCUUACGGGGGCGUGGUGCACACGCACAUGCGUUGUCCGAUCAUGCUCUGACUACGCUGGUUACAUGGUAGAGAAAAUUGAUUCCAGUUGCAUUAUCUAGGUGUCUUAAUUGGUGUUCUUGACUAAAGUCUUUACAUGCACUUCAGUUGUCCGGUCUUAAUCGGAGUAGGGCAAUAAUUCGGUUUUCUCAAGUGUCAUGUAAACGUACUGAGUGUUGUUGUUGAAGGUCUUGAAUUUAUUAGCCUGUUCUUAUGACAAGUGAAAAAUUCCUGAGGAGUGUUAGACGAGUGAAAAUAGAUUAUACUCUUGUAGUUCUUAACACACUGAACAUAUCAUGAGAAGUUCAACUGCAACUUUUUCUCCUUUUCUUCUCCAAACAGGCGGCUGCAUAGAGAACACAUUACUGAGCGUCCAGGGGCUGCAGAACUACUCCAAACUGCCGUCAGUGACUGUAGUACAGGGUGAACUGGUCAGCGGGCUCACAAUGAUGACGUCACGCACGGCCUCUCUGCUGCAGCGUCACCCGACUCACCUAUCCGCCCUGCUGCAGCAGUACAUCAAACAGCAGAGCUCAGACGCCGGCGCAGAGGCAGCUCCAAAAGCAGAGGAGGCAACGUAGAGCCAGAGAGGAAAACACUAAGACUGUUUCUAUGAUUCCAGCUGCUGGAAUAACAGGGGACUGUGGAUGCAAACUGCAGGAAAAAUACAGGAAUCUUGAAGAUUAGAAGAAGUUUGCAUAAAAAGGAACUCAGAAAUUUGAAGGGAGCUGUUCAAUCGGUGUUAAAUUCAACUAAAUUACUCAGUUUGCAUCCAUCCAUUGAGGCACUGAGGCUGCUACGAGUAACGAAAUCUGCAGGUUACUUCAUAAAAUGCAGCCAAACCUCUAAGUGGAAGUAUUGUAUGGACAAUGCUGCAAAAGUGUCUCAGCAACCCAGAAGAAUUCCUUUAUUUAAGGUUAUAUUUGAGUGUUAAUAAAUCCUGUCAAUGUAAUCUAUUUCUCU
This is a messenger RNA of Xyrichtys novacula (pearly razorfish), 2945 nucleotides long. The record is from the annotation of a GenBank genome assembly. Lineage: Eukaryota; Metazoa; Chordata; Actinopteri; Labriformes; Labridae.